Neopelma chrysocephalum (saffron-crested tyrant-manakin) is the source of this 343-nucleotide messenger RNA. Its product is annotated as polyadenylate-binding protein 2-like. Lineage: Eukaryota; Metazoa; Chordata; Aves; Passeriformes; Pipridae. Gene Ontology annotation, molecular function: RNA binding. The annotation marks the transcript as partial. The transcript has 3 exons. The record is from RefSeq and is a predicted model, not a curated record.
UUCCAGGUGGAUUACGGGGCGACGGCGGAGGAGCUGGAGGCUCAUUUCCACGGCUGCGGCUCCGUCAACCGCGUCACCAUCCUCUGCGACAAGUACAGCGGCCACCCCAAGGGCUUCGCCUACAUCGAGUUCUCGGACAAGGAGUCGGUGAGGACGUCGAUGGCCCUCGACGAGUCGCUCUUCAGGGGGAGGCAAAUCAAGGUGAUCCCGAAGCGCACGAACCGCCCCGGGAUCAGCAGCACCGACCGGGGUUUCCCGCGCGGCCGCUUCCGGGGCCGGGGGGGAGGGUUCGGCUCCGCCCGCUCCCGAUUCUACAGCGGCUUCCAACGGCCCCGAGGGAGGG